AUGGCGACCACAAACGCGCCAGAUGCGCUACCCUUUAGCAGCCUCAAAGGCAAGAUCAAUGAUGGCCUGCUACAGAGUCUCGAUGCCAUGGGCUACGAGUACAUGUCGCCCGUCCAGCAAAAAGUCCUCUCAGAACUCCCUACAUUCCAGUCCGACUGUCUCGUUCAAGCCAAGACCGGAACAGGAAAGACGAUUGCCUUCCUGCUUCCAGCAUUACAGUCAGUCCUCUCGCAAGCACCCUUAGCAAGAGGCCAUGUCGCGAUCCUAAUCGUCUCACCAACACGUGAGCUGGCUCUGCAGAUUGCAAAGGAAUGCGAGUCAGUCACUGCCAAGCUCCCGAGGAAGCUGGAAUGCCAUACUGCAUACGGCGGCACAUCGAGAGAUCGAGACUUGAAGCGCUUCACUUCUGGUGACCCGAAGAUUGUUGUUGCUACUCCUGGUCGACUUAAUGAUCUGCUUGGUGAGGAGGAUGUGCGACAGCGGUUUCAGUCGAUCAAGACUCUCAUUCUUGAUGAGGCGGAUCAGAUGCUGGAGGCCGGCUUCUUGGUCGCGAUUACCGACAUCCUCCGCAGACUUCCUCCGAAGACCAACGGAUGGCAGGGAAUGUGCUUCAGCGCCACCAUGCCGAAGAAGAUCGAAGGCGUGCUGCCGAAAGUGCUCAAGUCUGGCUACACCCGACUAUCGACGAUCAACGCCGACGAAGAGCCCACCAUCGACAAAGUCCCACAGCAUUCAGUCGUCGUACCUUCCGUUGGAGAUACCUUCACGACAUUACGAGUGCUCCUUCAACGAGAGUAUGAGCUUCAAUCACAGAACUUCAAGGUCAUUGUCUUCGGUGCUACUGCCAAUGGUGUAGCUUUGAUGCACUCCGUCUUCAGCAACAUCUUCCACGGCACACAGAUGCAAGUCUUCCAGCUUCAAUCACGACUGUCUCAGAAUGCGCGGACAAGAACAACAAACGAGUUCAAGGAAGCACCAGCAGGCAUUAUGUUCGCCAGCGAUGUCAUUGGACGUGGUAUGGACUUCCCUAAUGUCAGUCUUGUCGUCCAAGUCGGCAUCCCAUCAAGUGGCGAGCAAUACGUCCACCGCGUGGGCCGCACGGCCCGAGCAGGGAACGAAGGCAGAGCCGUCAUUCUCCUCACCCAGCGCGAAAGCUUCUUCCUCAAAGUCAACAAGAACCUCCCCAUCACACCCUACCCCGAGAACCUUCUUCCACUGGCAGCACAGCAAAGCCAAGACGUGGAAGUAGCUUUCAACCAGAUCGAUGAGCUCACCAAGGCGAAAGCAUACCAAGCAUGGCUGGGCUUCCACAAGACGUUCACGAAGCAGCUACAACUCAACAAUGAAGGUCUCAUCGAGCAGGCAAAUGAGUAUGCAGCCACUAUGGGAUGUCCUGAGCCUCCUAUGAUCGAUAAGCGCGUGGUGGGCAAGAUGGGUCUGAAGGGUGUGAGGGGGCUGAACAUUGGGACUGUGCAGGACGGGCCAGCGCCGAGACGACCACAGAGACCUGCUGGUGAGCCGCGGGAGCCGAGACAGAAUGGAGGUGGACGUACAGAGCAGAAUGGCGGAGGUGGAGGAGGAUACAGAGGAGGGAACAGCAGGAGAGGGCGGGGUGGUGGACGUGGUGGAGCGAGAGGUGGAAGAGUUGAGAAGAGCUCGUGA
Molecule: messenger RNA, 1662 nt
Organism: Fulvia fulva
Lineage: Eukaryota; Fungi; Ascomycota; Dothideomycetes; Mycosphaerellales; Mycosphaerellaceae
Product: ATP-dependent RNA helicase, mitochondrial
Exons: 2
Coding region: 1-1662 (553 amino acids)
Cellular component (GO): mitochondrion
Molecular function (GO): ATP binding; nucleic acid binding
Source: RefSeq, a predicted model, not a curated record